Camellia sinensis is the source of this 1982-nucleotide messenger RNA. Its product is annotated as O-fucosyltransferase 31. The record is from RefSeq and is a predicted model, not a curated record. NCBI's taxonomy places the organism in Eukaryota, Viridiplantae, Streptophyta, Magnoliopsida, Ericales, Theaceae.
GCGUACGGGUUUAGAUAUUACCAAUUCUACAACUCUCUGUGAUUGUUCGUUAUUUGGAAAUUGGAGCGUUCGUUCGAAUCGACUGUGAGUCGGUGACCGACUCUUUGUACACUCGUCGGAGAGCGAAUUCCUAGCCGACAACAAUGGCGGUCUCGUGUCAAAUUCUCAAAUCGACGAUCAAACCUCACUCACGUUCCUUCGUGCUCUAUGAGAUGAGGCUUUUCACUUGUUGAUCUGAUCCACUUCUUCUGAUAUCUGCAUAUAUAUAUAUAUACAUAUACACAUAUAUAGGGUAAGACAUGAAGGCAGACAGCCAUAGCAACCAGACUCAGAGAGUUGCCUUCGCCGGCCUCUUGGUGCUCCUCCUCCCAAUCUUUUCCCCCAAUCUCUUCGAUCCCUUGGGCCGCGCUUCUCCUUCCAUGUUCUCCGAAUGGAAUGCUCCAAAGCCUAUGCACUUGCAUCUAUUACAGAGUGCUUUACAACGCCAAACUUCUGACAGACAACAAUCCGAGCUCUGGUCUCCCCUGGCCAACCAAGGAUGGAAACCAUGUAUUGACUCUACAAAUAUCCCUUCAUUGCCAAAGAAAUCUCGGGGGUAUAUCCAAGUGUUUCUUGAUGGAGGCUUGAACCAACAGAGAAUGGGGAUUUGUGAUGCAGUUGCUGUUGCUAAAAUUUUAAAUGCUACACUCGUGAUCCCACACUUUGAAGUGAAUCCUGUUUGGAAAGAUUCAAGUCCAUUCAGUGAAAUAUUUGAUGUGGAUCGCUUUAUUAAUGUCCUGGAUGAUGAAGUUUCCAUAGUGAAAGAGCUUCCUAGCAAAUAUUCUUGGAGCACCAGGGAGUAUUAUGGUACAGGAAUACGAGCCACUAGAAUUAAAACAGCUCCUGUCCAUGCAUCGGCUAAUUGGUACCUGGAAAAUGUGUUGCCCGUAUUGCAGAGCUAUGGGAUUGCUGCUAUAGCUCCAUUCUCUCACCGUUUGGCAUUUGACGACCUAUCUUCAGACAUCCAGCACCUACGGUGUAAAGUCAACUUUCAAGCACUGGUUUUUGUUCCACACAUCAAAUUGCUGGGGGAUAUCCUCAUCAAUCGCCUUCGGAAUCCUAGUAAGAGCAGAGUAGGUGGAGCCAAUUACCUUGAGAAAAGAUUAGAUGUUAUUGACAAACAAGGAGCUGGAAAGUUUGUUGUGUUACAUCUUCGCUUUGAUAAGGAUAUGGCUUCCCAUUCAGCCUGUGAAUUUGGUGGGGGUAAAGCUGAAAGAUUGGCUCUUGCAAAAUACCGCAAGGUGAUUUGGCAGGGAAGAGUCCUCAAUGCUCAGUACACUGAUGAGGAAUUGAGAAAUCAGGGCCGUUGCCCACUCACUCCCGAAGAGAUUGGACUGCUAUUGGCAGCUUUGGGCUUCAACAACAAUACCAGCCUUUAUCUUGCUUCCCAUAAGGUUUAUGGUGGAGAAGCAAGGAUCUCUACUUUGCGCAAAUUGUUUCCACUAAUGGAGGAUAAGAAAAGUCUCACUACCACGGAGGAGCGGUCCAAGGUUGAAGGAAAGGCUUCUUUAUUAGCUGCUGUAGAUUAUUAUGUGAGCAUGCAGAGCGACAUCUUCAUCUCAGCUUCUCCAGGCAAUAUGCACAAUGCAAUGCUAGGAUAUCGAGCAUACAAGAACUUGAAGACCAUUAGACCAAACAUGGUGCUAUUGGGCAAGGUCUUCCUCAAUAACAGCAUUGAGUGGCCAGAGUUCCAGCGAUUGGUACAGGGUGGGCAUAAGAGCAGACAAGGGCAAAUCAGGUUAAGAAAGGAGACACAGUCCAUUUAUACAUAUCCCGCUCGUGAUUGCAUGUGUCAAGCUUAAAUCAUAUAAUCCUGAAUUUGUGUGAGUGACUUUUCAUAGCAUUAGGGUUUGCAAUCUAUCUAUUCUUUUUUUGUUGCCGGUACAGUUAAACAAUAUUCGAAUAUUAUGUUCUUCAUUUAUGGAAUGGAUGUUCACUCAUCA